Messenger RNA from Melanotaenia boesemani (Boeseman's rainbowfish), 5921 nucleotides. Its product is annotated as protein mono-ADP-ribosyltransferase PARP14-like. Gene Ontology annotation, cellular component: nucleus; cytoplasm. Gene Ontology annotation, molecular function: transcription corepressor activity; NAD+ poly-ADP-ribosyltransferase activity. The record is from RefSeq and is a predicted model, not a curated record. The transcript has 23 exons. Bases 165 to 5774 code for a protein of 1869 amino acids. Lineage: Eukaryota; Metazoa; Chordata; Actinopteri; Atheriniformes; Melanotaeniidae. Gene Ontology annotation, biological process: negative regulation of gene expression.
AAGAGAAAAACUGAAAAAACAGGUUAAUAGAGCCGUUCUGGGAUUUCAGCUUCGUUUUCUCGUCAGUUUGAGAAGAAUCGAAAGUGAAAGAAGUGAACUGGGAUGAAAACCCGGAUCCUCCGCCCUGAGUCUCCAGUUUGCCUGAACCGGGACAAGGAGGCAGAAUGGCGGACUGCGAGUGUCCGCCGGUGACCGUGGAGGGCGACUGGAGUCCGGCUCAAAACAAAACCCUGAAGAACAAGCUGCAGCUUUACUUCCAGAGCAAGAAGAGGUCGAGCGGGGGAGACUGUCGCGUGGAGGUGGCGGACGGAGCCCCGCGAGCCGCUGUUUACUUUCGAUCAGAUGACGUGAGAGAACGAGUUCUCGCCAGGACAAACCAUGAAAUCAUCCUGGAAAAGGAAGCUGUGAAGCUGCGACUGAGUUCUGGACUACUGAGUGGACCUUCACAGAGCCCAACAGACAGUGAUCAGGUCUCAGACUCAUCAACUGAUUCAAGGACUCCAAAGUCAGAAGUUGAACCAGCAGAUGGAGCUUCUGCAGCCAGCCAGAAGGUUUCAGGAUCCGCUCUGACCUCAGCGGUGGUGUUGGAGAACGUCACCCACAGCAUGUCAAGAGAUCUGCUGAUGAUGCUGGUGGAGAACAUCUCUGGGCUGGAUGAGAAUGCCUUCAGUCUGGAGAUCAUCUGGGAGGCCAACAAGGCCGUAGUCAUCUUCAGCAGCCCGGCAGAUGUGGAGAAGUUCGUCUCUGUGAGCCAGACCAACUCAAAGAUGCAGAAACACAGACUGACCGCUCGGCCGCUGGAGGCAGCAAAGAGCGUCCGAAUGGAAAGUCUUCCUCCCACUGUGGUUAAAGACAUGCUGGAGAUGUGGUUUGAGAAGAACUGGGCGCCACCGGACGACGUCAUCAUGAUCCCAGAGGAACAAGCGGCCAUCGUCUCUUUCAGUGACCCAACAGUUGUUGCAAAGAUCUGCACCAAAGAAGACCACAUGAUGCGGUCCAUCGCCGUCAAGUUGUAUCCGUACUACGAGUCCCUGGGAACUGCCUUGUAUGGUACAGAGCGACCAGCCUGGAAGAUGCCUGAUUCCUUCAGGGAAAGCGUUCACCCCGUGAUCUGGAAGUUCCUCCUGAUGAAGAAGCAGCUAAAAAGCAUUAACGAUCAGAUGCGGCCGCACUUCUGCAGCGUGGAUCUGGAUGACCCGGAGGUGACGCUCAGCCCCCUCCCCAGCUUUCUGAAGCAGAGCGGUCUGACCGCUGCAGAUGUAGAAAACUGGAUGCGGAACACCCAGAAGGCCUUUCGUGAAUUCAUGUCUCAGUACACCGCCUUCGAAUGUGCUGUGAGCACAGAGGCGUGGAAGUCAGCAGAGAAAGACAUCCAUUCAGUGGUGAAGGAAGACGCCGUCCUCGUCUUCGAUGCGUCCAGAUCGCUUCUGACUGUUGCUGGUUGUGCUGAUGAUAUAAAACAAAUCAGGGCUCCUGUGGAGAACAUUGUUCUCAGAGCCAUGAGUGUCUUUGAACGGCAGGCAAGAAGCAUCACCGAGGGAAUGGUCUUGUCUUCUGCGUGGCUUUACAUCCUGAAGCAGGAGGGGCUCCAGAAAGCUGCCCUGGACAUCUCCUCUGAGCUGAACCUCUCCUACGAUGACCGCACCCAGAAGUUAGCCAUCACAGGACUUCCUGAAGAAGUGUACAAAACCAAGGCAUGGAUCUUAGAGAGGAAUGUCAAUAUGAGUAAAAAACAGCUGAAUAUCCCCCCUGGCCUUCUACAGUACCUCAGUUCAGUGGAUCCGAUGGACAUGUCAGAGAAACUCUUCACUUCUCAGGGAAUCAGCGCCAUCUACUGCUAUGACACCAAAGGAAUUUUUCUGUUGGGAAGUUCAGACAGAAUCCUGGCUGAUGCAGAGAGUAAGAUGAAAGCAGAUUUACAUGUGCAGACUCUGGAUGUGGAAGACCAGGAAGUUGUCAAACUUCACGGCUGGGUGGACCUGAACCAGAAACUUCUAGACACUUACAACAGCUCAAACAGGAAAACGGUGGCUAUUCAGAUCCACCCCGAGAGACGAGACAAAGUAACGGUAGCCGGCUUUGUGAACCCAGUCAAAGAGGUCUUCAGCAGUUUGAAGGAGUUCAUCAGGAAAUACUCGCAUGUUCAGGAAACCGUUCAGCUUGGGUCCUGUGCCAUUGUUCAGUUCAUCGAGAAGAAACAGUCACAGGUUUGGAUAAAAACUAUGAAAAACAAUAAGGUGUCGGUCCAUUUUGAUCCAGAAAGGCCCAGAAUCGUCAUCAGUGGGGCUCGUCUUCAUGUCCACGAACUCAAAUCCUGUUUUCAGGAGCUGGCUGCUGCUCUUUUUGCAGACACCUUAACUGUGGACAAGCCUGGAGCGAAGAAACAUUUCCAGUCCCAAGGAAGCAUGUUUUUGUCUCCCAUAAUGUCCGAGUUCAGCUGUGUGGUGGUGCUUCAGUCAGAGAUCCAAGAUGAAAACGAGGAAGACACCUAUGAGGAGGAAACUAGCCUUUGUUACUGCAAAGUGCAGACUAGCAGUAAAGUUCUGGUUUCUGUCAGCAGGGCGGACAUCUGCAGCUUCCGCGUUGAUGCUGUGGUCAAUGCAGCCAACGAAGAACUGCAGCACAUCGGCGGUCUGGCUUUGGCUUUGCUGAAGGCUGCAGGACCAGAGCUGCAGAAGAUCAGCACCGAUUACGUUACGAAAAAUGGAAAACUGCGCCCAGGUGACGCCAUCGUAACAGGUGCAUGCAACCUGCCCUGCAAGUACAUCGUACAUGCAGUCGGUCCGCGCUUCUCUGACAAUGACAAGAAGACGUCAGUGUCCCGCCUGAAGAUGGCCGUUAAAGAGAGUCUGAGACAAGCGGAGAUGGUCAGCUGCUCCACCAUCGCUCUGCCAGCCAUCAGCUCAGGAGUGUUUGGGUUUCCCGUCCAGCUCUGUGCUGACACCAUAGCCGAGGCAGUCCGAGAGUACUGCGACAGUCCACAGGGUUUGGGAACAUUAACGGAGAUUCACCUGGUCGACAACAACGUUGACACAGCCAGAGUCCUGGCUACCGCUGUAAACACCGCGUUUAUUGACCUCGGGCCGACCAUGACGGUCCCGCAGCAGGCCAGCAGGAGGGGUGCAACGGCUUCAGGCAGAUACCAGCGGGGUCGUGGGAGAGGACGUGGCCAUCGGUUUGGGGAUAAAGGAGCUAGAGGAGGACAUGGAGGAAGAGGUGCAGGAAACCACCAGGUUACUAGACAGGAUCAGAGCACCAGGGGCCCCACCAGGCACCAAGAGCACAGAGGGCUGGGGAGGAUGGAGCAGACCACCCCCGAUGGGCUGAAGAUUGCUCUGUGUAAAGGAAACAUUCAGGACCAGAAUACUGACGUCAUCGUCAACACCAUUGCAGACAACAUGAACCUGGACCAGGGAGCCGUUUCCAAAGCCAUCGUGGAGGCGGCCGGUGAAAGUCUGCAGGUCGCCGUUCAGACUGAAGCCGGAGUGGCUGCGCUGGACUACGGCGAAGUCGUCAUCACCGACGGAUACAGGCUCAGGUGUCGCAAAGUCUUCCAUGCUGUUUGCCCUUCCUGGGACAACGGAGCCGGUCAGGCGGAGAAGGAGUUUUUAUCCAUCAUCACGUUUUGUUUGGAGGAAGCUGAGAAGCAGAAGAUGUCGUCUCUGUCCUUCCCAGCCAUCGGAACAGGAAACCUAGGAUUCCCCAGAGACUUGGUGUCCAGAAUCCUGCUGAAGGAGAUCCACUUGUUCAGCCGCAGGACAAGACCUCGCCACCUGAGAGAGGUGGUCGUGGUCGUGCAUCCCAGCGACAGCCUGACUGUGGACUGUUUCACCAGAGAGUUCACCGGUCAGACGAGUUCAGUGAACGUCCAUCAUGCUGCUCUGGAUUCACACCACGCUGCAGCGCAGCAACCAGCCCGCCGCUCACUGCCGUCCUCCGCAUCAGCGUCAUCUUCCUUCAGCCUGGUUUCAUCCCCCAUCCUCGGUGUGUACCGCAUGCAGAUGGGUCAGCUCAUCCUGGAGGUUUCAUCAGGAGACAUCACCAAGGAGACCUGUGAUGUCAUCGUUAACUCCUCCAAUCAGAGCUUUAACCUUCAAGCAGGCGUGUCGAAGGCGAUUUUAGACAGCGCUGGAUUAACGGUUCAACAGGAGUGCUCAAUGAUUGUGAAUUCUCCAGGUUACCUGCCUCGUGCAAUGAUCAUGACCUCAGCCGGCCAGCUGCCCUGCCAGAACAUCAUCCAUGUCGUUGGCCGCAACGAGCCUGCAAAGAUUAAAGAGUUAGUUUAUGCUGUGCUGAAGACCUGCGAGGAGAACAAGUUUACCUCUGUCGCCUUCCCAGCUCUGGGAACAGGUCAGGGAGGGGCCAGCCCGUCAGCAGUGGCCGACGCCAUGGUUGACGCGGUGGUGGAGUUUGUGAGGAAGAAGCACCACAGGUUCGUCUGCAGUGUGAAGAUCCUGAUCUUUCAGACGGUCAUGAUAACGGAGUUUGUCAACAGCAUGAAGAAGAGACAAGGAGAGGACGUGGAGAGGAGCAUCUUUGGCAAGUUGAAAGACAGUGUCACCUCAUUUUUUGGAUUUGGGUCGGAGCAGCCUAGCACUGAAGACUUUGUUCUGGAGAGGGAGGAGUUUGAGCCUGCGGUAUUUGAGCUGUGUGCCGACAACCAAAACGCUGUGAAUUUGGCUAAGAGGAGGAUCAAUGAGUUGAUUGUGCACGAGCAGAUGGAGAAAACCAUUAGUGACAAGUACAUUAAUCAGCUGUCCCAAGCUGACCUUGAGGAGCUGAAGACCCUGCAGAGGAAACUGACUGUGAGAAUCCGUCUGGACAGAGGGAAUAAAGACCAGGAGCCCAAGAUCCAUCUGGAGGGUCUCACCAGGGACGUCUACACUGCAGCAGAUGCAGUCAGCUCCAUCAUCCGGAAGGUGGAGAGGACGGAGAACGAGAAGAGUAAAGCCAUACUGGUGAGUGGAUUAGUUGAAUGGCAGUUUCAGAGCCAAAGAGGAGCAAUGGUGCCCUUUGACAUUUACAUCAACCUCAAACUCGAAGAAGCUCUGGAGACAAAGCAAAGUGUGAAGAUCAAAAUCAACGGUGACAUGUACACGGCUGACCCGAAGCUAAGAACAGCAGUUUCUACAAAGGGAUCCAAGCAGGUCGAGCUGCUCAGAAAGGACUUGAAAGCAGUCGACAGCUCACUGCCUGCACACUGGGAUGACAUGAAAGGCGACAUCGUGAAGCUGUUUCCUCUGACGGUGGGAUCUACUGAGUACACUGCCGUGCAGACGGAGCUUACAAAGGCCGGACUUGCUCCGAACAUCAUCAGUAUUGAACGAGUCCAAAAUGUGACUCUGUGGCAGAGCUAUCAGCUGCUGAAGAAACAGCUGGAGAAGAAGAACAACCACACGAACAACGAAAAGCUGCUGUUUCAUGGAACCGGUGCCGACUCCAUCGAUCUGAUCAAUAAUAAAGGCUUCAACCGCAGCUACGCAGGACAACAUGGUGCCAUGUACGGGAAAGGCUCUUACUUUGCUGUGAACCCUGUGUAUUCAGCGCAGGGCUACGCCAGAGCCGACGCAAAGGGACACAAGCGCAUGUACCAGGCCCAGGUUCUUGUUGGAGACUACACCCAGGGAAAUUCUGGCAUGAUAACACCUCCCUCCAAAUCUGGGAAUGCUGCCGACCUGUAUGACAGCGUCACGGAUAACAAAAAUUCCCCAACCAUGUUCGUUGUCUUCAACGACAUCCAGGCGUACCCAGAAUACCUGAUCACAUUUACGUAACCCAUCAUGUCCCCACUGAUCUGAGAAAACGUCUAACUUCUGUCAUACCUGUAGUUUAGAAAGCUGCCAGUUCCAAUCUGACAUAACAACUUGUAAAAGAUGAAUGGAUGCUAUUUACUCCUAAAUAAAAAUAACUUGAUUCUUGAA